Molecule: messenger RNA, 3966 nt
Organism: Phoenix dactylifera (date palm)
Lineage: Eukaryota; Viridiplantae; Streptophyta; Magnoliopsida; Arecales; Arecaceae
Source: RefSeq, a predicted model, not a curated record
CGCGUCCACACCGACGUGUAAAAGUCGGAGACGUAUCGCCGAUUUCUUCGGACGCCCAGAAGAGAGUGGAACUGUCAUGGAAAGGGCAGUAGGCGCAAGUCUCUCGUCAAGAAGACGACGUGGCGGAACCCGAAGCGUUUCCACGCCUCCUCGCGAAGCACUGUGACGAUCGCAAGACUUUUAGGGUUUUCACUCGGAACGCGAUUCCGAUGUCUUGGAACAGUUUCGAGAUCCUCCGGUUCUUGAUAACGUCGGCAAUUUUCCUGAUAUUUUAUGAGCUAUAAUCGAGGCGCUUCAGCUGCUAAUUUGUAAGUUUUGUUCAUGGGAAUCAAGAGCCCAUGGAUUCCCGGGAAAAUCUUGUUAUCCUUCUUGAAAAAUUGAAUGAAUUACUUGGGGUUUUGGAGUUAUCCGACGGUUUGCAUAUAUGGGGACGCUUCUGCAUCUGAAUUUCUCGUGCUUUCUUUGCGUAUUUAUAAACAUAUUUUUCUGGUAACCAAGAUUUUGAGAUUGCGUGGUUUGAUGUUAUAUAGUUUAGAACUUUUCCUGACUCAAUGUGUAGUGGUUUUUUUGCUGCCCAUAAAGCUGUUGCAUUUCAUUCAGUGAUUUGAUAAUUGCUUUUAAAAAAGAUGAUGAAUAGAGUUCGAAGGAAAAGAUGCGGUUUUUGAGGGAUUGGAUGGUUUGUGGUAUAGUCAAUUUUGCGCUGGGAUAAAGGGAAGCUCGGGUUUUGUCUGCUGGCAAAGGUCGCCUUUGGGAUAAUAGCAGAUAUGAUGAGCACACAACUUUUUAAUUUUAGAAAGCACUCCUGGCCUCCAGAUGAGUAUGUCAGCAGGGCUACGCUGCAGCUGUUGGACUUCGAUGGUGGUGCUCCACCAGAACAGGCAUGGAGGAGGAGACUCAGUAGUCAUGCUAAUAUACUAAAAGAAUUUAGUGUGACAUUCAUGGAGGCAAUCAGGAUGAUGCAUCUUGGCAUUCGUCUGUGGUCUUAUGUCCGCAAAGAAGCUUCUCAAGGAAGGAAAGCGCCUAUUGAUCCAUUCACACGAGAAAGAUGCAAGCCCUCAGCUUCUCUAGGAGUUCCCCUUGGAGGAAUGGGAAGUGGUAGCAUAUCAAGGGGUUUCAGAGGGGAGUUUAAGAAUUGGCAAAUCAUUCCUGGUUCAUGUGAAUUGUCACCUGUCAUGGCAAAUCAGUUCUCUAUUUUUAUAUCCAGAAAUGGAGGAAACAAAAGGUACUCAUCCGUCUUAGCCCCUGGCCAACAUGAGGGGAUUGAGAAAUUUGGUGAUCAGGGUAUAUCAUCAUGGGAUUGGAACUUGAGUGGUCAGCAUUCCACAUACCAUGCUUUAUUUCCUAGAGCAUGGACUAUCUAUGAUGGUGAACCUGAUCCAGAUCUCAAAAUUUCAUGCCGUCAAAUAUCACCAUUCAUACCUCAUGAUUACCGGGAAAGCAGCCUUCCUGCAUCAGUGUUUGUUUACACUCUAGUGAAUUCUGGGAGAGAAAGAGCAAAAGUCAGCUUGCUUAUGACCUGGGCGAAUUCUAUUGGUGGAAUUUCUCAUCAAUCUGGCGGCCAUAUCAAUGAGCCAUUUAUAGGAAGAGAUGGAGUCUCUGGGGUGCUUUUACAUCACAAGACCGCAAAUGAUAACCCGCAUGUUACUUUUGCUAUUGCUGCAUGUGAAACUCAAAAUGUCAGUGUGACAGUUCUUCCAAGUUUUGGGCUUUCCGGAGAAAGUUGUGUUACAGCUAGGGACAUGUGGGGUACUAUGGUUCAGGAUGGAUGUUUUGAUUGGGAGAAUUUCAAUGCUGGUCCUUGUAUGCCAUGUUUGCCUGGAGAGACUCUUUGUGCAGCAGUUUCAGCUUCCACCUGGGUCGAACCUCAUGCAAAAUGCACUAUUGCAUUUGCUUUGGCUUGGUCAUCUCCUAAAGUGAAGUUUCAGAAGGGCGGUGCUUAUCACAGGAGAUACACAAAGUUUUAUGGAACUUCAGAAAGAUCAGCUGUCGAUUUGGUGCAUGAUGCAUUGACAAAGUAUAAGUGGUGGGAGGAGGAGAUUGAGAAAUGGCAGAGUCCUAUCUUGAAGGAUGAAAGGCUUCCGGAGUGGUACAAAUUCACUCUAUUUAAUGAACUUUACUUUCUAGUUGCCGGGGGAACAGUUUGGAUAGAUGGUGGUUCCAUUGCCGAAGAGAAUACCUGUCAGAACAAUUCCACAAUAAUAAUGAACAAGGAUGCAAGAAUUAUGUCUACAGAAAAUAGCAGCAUGGACCUGAUGGCUGAGCAUAGUGCUGCAUGUACUGGAAUGGAAAAUGCUGAUGCUAACGGGGUUCCAGGAUCUUUAAUUUCGCAAGACAACUCUUAUGAUGUUGGGAGAUUUUUGUAUCUUGAGGGAGUAGAAUAUGUCAUGUGGUGUACAUAUGAUGUCCACUUCUAUGCCUCUUAUGCACUUCUGUAUCUCUUUCCCAAAAUUGAAUUGAGCAUUCAGCGAGAUUUUGCCAGGGCUGUCUUGUUUGAGGACAGAAGAAAAGUGAAAUUCCUAGCAAGUGGUACAUGGGGAAUCCGUAAAGUCAAAGGAGCUGUUCCACAUGAUCUAGGAAUGCAUGAUCCUUGGUAUGAAAUGAAUGCUUAUAAUAUUCAUGACACUAGCAGAUGGAAGGACCUUAAUUCUAAAUAUGUCCUUCAAGUGUACAGGGAUUUUGCAGCAACUGGUGACAUGUCCUUUGGGAGGGAUGUCUGGCCAGCAGUUUGUGCUGCAAUGGAGUACGUGGAGCGGUUUGAUCGUGAUGGUGAUGGUCUUAUCGAGAAUGAUGGGUUCCCAGAUCAAACAUAUGAUACUUGGACAACUCAUGGCGUCAGUGCUUACUGUGGGUGCCUCUGGCUGGCAUCUCUCCAAGCCGCAGCAGCAAUGGCUCAUCAUCUUGGAGACACUGCUUUUGCUGAAAAAUUCCAGAUUAAAUUUUUGAAAGCUAAACCUGUGUUUGAAGCCAAACUGUGGAAUGGAUCAUACUUUAAUUAUGACAGUGGGAUGAGCAGAAACAGCCGAUCCAUACAGGCAGAUCAACUGGCAGGCCAAUGGUACACUGCUUCCUCGGGAUUGCCCUCGCUGUUUGAUGACACAAAAAUUAGAAGCACUCUUCAGAAGAUAUAUGAUUUCAAUGUGAUGAAGGUCAGAGGAGGGCGUAUAGGGGCAGUCAAUGGAAUGUUUCCUAAUGGAAGGGUCAACGACCAUUGCAUGCAAUCUCGUGAAAUAUGGACUGGGGUAACAUACAGUGUUGCAGCCACUAUGCUUCUUGCUGGAAUGGAGCAUCAAGCAUUUACUACCGCAGAAGGCAUUUUUACAGCAGGUACUGGUUCCAGACCCCAGAAGCAUGGACAGUUGAUGGGCACUACCGAUCCCUUGUGUACAUGCGUCCGCUGGCUAUUUGGGCCAUGCAAUGGGCCUUGUCACCUCCAAAAGCAAUUCUCAAGGCUCCCAAAUUUAGUACAGACAGAAUCUACACAUCGCCGCUUUAUGCAAGAACCCUAGAUGAUGAUGGUUUGAGGAAGAGGACAUCUAAAAGCAGGUGUUUUCCUAGAACUGUUUGUCACUGUGCUAAUUAAGGACAUUGGUUGUGGAGAUCUCCUAGUGAAUGAUUCAGAGGAGUUGCUGCUAUUAUUCUUUGUAGCAUUUGGCAGGUGCAGUUAGGACCCAUCCAUCAUGGCCAAGAUAUUUUAACUGUGUGACAGUUGCACGAUAUUGCUCAUAGAGCUCCAGGAUAGUAAAUUAACUUCUUAGAGCCCUAAUUGGAUCUUAGCUUUUGGUGCCAUGAGAAUCAGAAUAUACAGCCCAUAAUUUAGUUCUAGGCUUGAAGAUUUUCGUCAAAGUAAAACCUGUAAUUAUUUAAGGGUGAUCAAGAGUCUUGUGGGAAAUAUUGUAAUUUAUCUUACAGAAUGCAAAGGUUCAGAAUAAUUAGAUCAUCUUUCGAUAUAAAGUAUAACAUUAUUUA